Molecule: messenger RNA, 4621 nt
Organism: Drosophila willistoni
Lineage: Eukaryota; Metazoa; Arthropoda; Insecta; Diptera; Drosophilidae
Gene: Rif1
Product: telomere-associated protein RIF1
Exons: 4
Coding region: 117-4340 (1407 amino acids)
Biological process (GO): telomere maintenance
Cellular component (GO): nucleus
Source: RefSeq, a predicted model, not a curated record
CUAACUAGCUGUAGUUCGCGCGCUUUUUUGGGCAUAAUUUUUUUUAAUUGCAAGAAAUCCAGAAUUGUACGGAAAUAAAUUUAAUCAAAUAAACGUUAAAACAACCAAACAGCGCCAUGGACAUUGACUAUGAUGCAGAGGCGGGUGCUGCUUAUUACGCGGUGCAGUUAUCAGCUAAAGAGGUCAUCACCGCAGGGCGUAGACAGAAUUAUUGCAAUAUGAUGGAUUUGCUGGCCACCAGCUGCAAGACCUCAGGCCUUUUGGCCACCUCCUUUACAGACGACGAGCUGGUGGAGUUUUGGUUAAAGGAUAUUCUGCCACUAAUGUUCGAUGCAGACCAAAAGAUACAAAAUAGCGCUUUAGCUGCCGUGGCAGAGGCAUUGGUGGCUCUCGAUGUAAGUGUUAUACAUGCCGCUCAGAAUUGGCCACAGAUCAGAACGGAUCUGGUGCAGAAAUUCGUUCCACUUAUUGCCGAAAUGCGCGAUGCCAAGAACUCCAACUGGCACAAGAUUUGGUCACUUAUGGUCCAAAUUAUGGAUGAUGAGCUAUUGCGGGGAUGCACAUACAUUAAUAAAUUUCUAAACGUGGUGGAGCUGGGCUUUCGCAGUCCCGAUAAUAAUGUACGCUCCGAAUCAUUCCUAUGCUGGCGUGUCCUGAUCAAAAUUUUUGCCGCCUACAAUGAGUUGUCUUCGACCAAGCGUAUGCGUCUCCUGCUCAUACCUUUGAAGACUUCUCAGUCACGUUCACCCCAUGUAAGUGGCAUCAAAUUGCGCGUCUGGUGGUAUUUACUAACCUGUCUUGACCGAGAAUUGGUCAAAUCCUUUGACAAUGCCGUGGAGUAUUUUUUGACUUUUGUUUUUGGCGGCGGUACCAGAUCCACUGGAAUGGGUUUGAUCCAUAACUAUCAGACAGCACGGGAAUUGGCUCUCCCCUGUCUGGUGGCCCUGAUGAAUAUGGAGCCCAGUGAGCCCCUGCAACGUAUAUUGAGAGAAUUGCGUUUGGAAUCAUUAAGCCAACCCUCACCUUUAAUGUGUGUGGAAGUGAUGCGGCCAAAUUGGAGCCCUCUGCUGACUGCCUGUGUAUCAGGCUAUACUCUUCUUUCCGACAAUGAUUCAUCGGAGACAGAGCAGCUACUGUUGCAGAUGCUAAUGCGUAAUCUCACUUUGGCCAUGUUCAAGCUGGGAUUGCCAGGUCUUAUUGUAGCCUUGUGCAUUGAGUUGGAGAAAGCAAACGGAAGAGUUGUUCGUUUGGUCUUCAAUACCAUAGCCAGUGAGAACCUUUCCAUGAAACGUGCAGAAGGCAGCGAUGGCCUAGAUAUAUUUGAGGCCUUAAUGACACUGUGCAUUAAAAGUAAACAGGAAGUCCCUUCGGCUAUUUUGCACCGCUGCAUCAGUUUGAUGUUCUCAUCAGAGCAUUUGGAGGCCACCAGUCAGGAAGAUUUCCGUCUAAUUAGCUCCUUUGCCCAACUUUUGAUGCGGACCAAUGACGAGGAGGAUUAUGAAAGUUUUUCCAUUAAACUGAUUAUAUGGCGUCAGGUCUCCUCCUCGCUGGCCACAUAUCUCAGGGACAAUGCUCUGGAAUAUCGUGUGAGUGAAAAUGCCUCUUUAUUGGACUCUUGGCUUCUAUGGCCCCUGAAGACAUGCGCCGGAUUUGCCGGUCGAAGAGUCCAUAAUGCCUUCGAUAGUGCCUUUUGUGAACAAUGGCGACAAUUGCUCAGUGCUGGACAAAAUGCAUCAGAGCGUAAAGUAUUCCUAGGUGAUCUUAAGAAUGCCUUAAUGGAUUUCCUUAAAAGCAGCAAAGAAGAACAACAAUUCCCAGAGUUCUUCGAUGCCUAUGUGACGGCUGUUCUAAAAUUGGGCAUAUGCAAGGAUACUCCGCUCUACAAAGAUGUCUUUGGCCUACUCCAAGUGGUCUUUGAGAAUCCUACUCAGCAAGCUCUCGAAGCAUGCCUGAAUACUUUACGUAACAUGAUCUUGGAUCUCCGUCAAAAUGAACUUAUGGUCGUGUUUGAUGCCCUAAAGCCCAUCCUAACUUUAGCCAUUCAAUCAUGGUCCAAGCACAAGUGUGAGGGCAGUUUUCUGGAUGAAUGGAAACGUGCUAUUCAAGAGAAAUUCCGUAAACUGCCAAUGAAAUCAAUGGCCAAUCAGUUAAAGUCAUUGUUCAAGGGUGAAGAACUCUUUGUGAUCAUACCCUCAGUUUGGAGCCUGAAUCCCGAGAAGCUAACUGAGAGACAAAAGGAACGUAUGGCUGAAAAAUCGGAUAUACCAGCUCUAUACAAUGAUAUGAGCCAGUCGCAAGACAAUUCGAUUAAACCCUGGACACCCAAAAAAGUGGUGAUAUCUAAGAGUAAACAAGGCGAAAUAGCCAUAGCAGGGAAAGAUGAUGAACAGACAGAUGUUGUGGUUAUUGAAGACACACCCAUUGAAGAACUGGGAACGCCCAGUAAACCCGUGGAAAAGUAUAAUUUCCGUAAGCCUCGUAAUCUACUCGAAGAUGAAUCCGUUAAAUCCACCGAGGAGACAACACCAAUGCGUCAGACACGAAAACGUGCUGCCCAAAAGGAAGCCUUAGCCGAGAAGCCUGAAACGGUAAAGUCGCCCAAAAACCAAACACACACAACAGGUGUUACAACAGUUAGUAGCAAAACAGCUGUUGCUGCAUCACCAAAGUCUACCAAGACCUCAGCAGACCUUCAAAAACCUGCUAAUAUUGCCAUGCAAAGUGAAGAUCUCUUUGCCGAUUUAGGGGUGGCAACGUCAUCGGCAACAGCAGCAGCUGCCACAUCCUCUCCACCAACUCAAGUGUCCGUGCAGCAGGUAGCGAAACCUAUUGCAGAAACACCCUCGACCAUUGUGCCCAUGGAAACUGCAUCGUUGGUGCCACCUACUCAAAUAAUGCCCGAGACUAAUAGUGAUCCCACACCAGCUAUUCCACUGACCACCAAUCAAGAGAUGUCGCCCAAAAAGUCGAGCACACGUCUCUGUAACCUGAGCUCUCCACCGGAUCGCAAACAGACCAGCAACUUGACCAGCCCCACAUUGCGACCCAAGCCAACGGGUCAUCUAACAGGUCGUGGGGCACAAUUGAUUAAUAUGAUACGUAACAAGAAAUUAGAUACGGCUUCACCGUAUAACCAGCUAACGGCUGCCAAUUCGCAUACAACCCGUAUUCAUCAGGUGACUCCGGCUAGGAGUAUAGAUCGUUCCGAACAGGUUUCCACACCCACCUGUGAGUUGAGUGAACUGCCCGGUGCGGAACAUACAUCCACACCGCUGCAGGCCAAAGAUCUCUUGAUUUUCUCAAAACGUUUGCCAUCCCCUUCAGCCAGUCCAUCGGCCAGUAUAUUGAAAAGAAAAUUACGUUGCGAGAGCAUUGAUGAUUUCUCCAUGGAAUCGCCAGCGAUGAAGAGGAAACGUGUUAGUUUCCAUGAUCCACCGGUAUCGGUAACCAAAGAGUACUUACGCGACACCGAAGAGACGCGCAGCAAGACCAAACGUUGUCUCCUAAUGGAUAAAAUUGCCCAAACAUCCGAGACUAAGCAAGCACUCAAACGUCGUGGACGCUUGGAUAGUAUCAUAGAGAUUGAGAGAUUUGCCCAUGAACAAACGGCCAGAUUGGCAUCAACAGAAAAAGCAAUAGAAAAGACAAACGAAGUACCCAUCGAAGAUGAGGCGUUUGCUACACUUAAAUGGAAUGAUACAUUGAAUCCAACAAGCAACAAAGAAGAUACAAAAAGAACAACUGGAGAGGAUAUUGAUGGUAAUGCUACAUGUGUUCAAGAUUUGGCCAUAAUGGAUCCAGAUGCAGCACUUGAUCUGGUAGUGGAAAAAUGUUCUUUGGAAACAAUACUCGAACGCUUUUGUGCUAAAUCUACAAACCCAUCUCUGAAGAAUGCCAAUAUAUUGGCCAAGUUUCUGUCGAAUCAAAUGUCUGGCAAUGAUAAAUUGAAAACCACUGUACUGGAAACUCUUUCGGAGAACCAUUCCAAGGAUUUUCUUGAUCAUGCUGUACGCGAGAAUCUAUCAUCUGUGGUAUGCGAUCGUCUUAAUCCAAAUUCGGUAUUGGAUUAUAUUUGUGCCAAAUCGAAAAUCAAUAAUAACUGCCGCACUAAUUUGCUAUCCCAAGUUGUGGAUAUCCUAAAGACUAGUAGCCGUACGGAGGCCGAACGUUUUGCAUUUCUACAACAACUCUUGCUGCAGUGCAGCUUCACGGAUGAGCAGCUUCUCGACAUUAUUGGACAAUUGAUGGUAGUACGAGAUACACGAAGCAGCAACAAUCAAAACCUCAUGGGCCAUGACAAUGUGGCCGAAACGGCAGCGGAUUCCUCAUCGAAUUUGUAAGCACAAACUGCCGUCCGAUAAACUGUUUAUUUUUUUUGGAUAUAGCCAUUAAUAGUAGUACCGAUGACUUUUGUAGUUGUAUUUAUUAUUUUUAUUCUAUUUUAACGUUUUAUUCGAAAUUUAAAUUACACUUUUCAAUGCGUGUGUGUAUGUAGAGUUAAAUACACACUAUACCAUUUUUGUUUCAUAUUAUGAAUUUUAAUAUAAUUACUUUAAUAAGUACAUACAUUUGUAUUUGAUAGUUAAUAAUAAUAUUUCUGAAUGUCUAAGUGAAAUAUGAA